This is a messenger RNA of Nannospalax galili (Upper Galilee mountains blind mole rat), 879 nucleotides long. It is a transcript of the gene Gsg1l2, whose product is annotated as GSG1 like 2. NCBI's taxonomy places the organism in Eukaryota, Metazoa, Chordata, Mammalia, Rodentia, Spalacidae. Gene Ontology annotation, cellular component: plasma membrane. The record is from RefSeq and is a predicted model, not a curated record.
AUGGUUAGGGCCAGGUGGCAGUGGGUGUUGACUCUCCUCUCCAUCUACCUGGCCCUUGCCAUCUCCCUCAUUGCUAUGGGCAGCAGCCACUGGUAUGAGGGAACCCAGAGGAUGACACUACCACUGUGCCAGGACCCUUUGUGGGGGUUGAACUGCAUUCACUUCGGGAGAACCAGCAGCAGCAGUGGCAGAAGACGUGAUGACCAGGCUGUCCAGUACAUCUGGGAGACAGGGGAUGACAAAUUCAUCCAACGAAUGUUCCAUGCAGGGCUCUGGGAGUCCUGUGAGGAAAUCCUCAGCAGCACAGGUGAACAAUGUAGAAGUUUCUCGAGGCUAGUGCCAGCUGAGGAUCAAGGUGUCCUGUGGCUCUCCAUUGGAGCUGAGGUUUUGGAAAUCUUUCUGAUACUGACAGUUGCCCUACUCCUGGGCUCCAGAGUGAGUUGUUACAGCUCUGGGUGCAACUGGCAAACGGUGGAUGCCUCAGUGGCCAUCCUUAUGGCGCUUGCAGGGCUCCUAGACAUGGUGGCCCACAUGAUGUAUACAACUAUUUUUCAAAUCACCGUGAACCUGGGACCAGAAGAUUGGCGGCCUCAGACAUGGGAAUUUGGCUGGUCCCAUUGCCUUGCCUGGGGAUUCUUUGCCCUCUGCAUGGCUGUGUCUGUCGCCACCAUGAGCAGAUACACCAUAGCCCACACAGAAUGUUUAGAGAAGACCAGGACACAGAAAGGCAGUUGUCACCCACAGCACAACACCUCACAGCCUGAGGCUUCACAGCGUGUUUGGCAAACAGGAGCUGCUCCCAGCCCUGCUGGACUUGUCCUCACGAAGGUUUUUGGGCACCUACCCUCAGGUGUCACAGGCAAGGUGUCUGUGUGCUAG